This is a messenger RNA of Penicillium nucicola, 1431 nucleotides long. RefSeq lists its product as uncharacterized. NCBI's taxonomy places the organism in Eukaryota, Fungi, Ascomycota, Eurotiomycetes, Eurotiales, Aspergillaceae. The transcript is spliced from 2 exons. The coding region runs from base 1 to 1431 and encodes 476 amino acids. The record is from RefSeq and is a predicted model, not a curated record.
AUGAUUCUCUCAUCGUGCCUUUUCCUGGUUCUAGGCAGUGCUUGGUCCCCGACCGCUGCAAGCUCUACUCCGGACUUCCUCUACCGAGAUGUUGUGGUAGUCGGUGGAGGUGCCUCCGGUGCUUAUGCUGCCGUCCGCUUGCGGGACGACUUUAAUAAAAGCAUUGCGUUGAUUGAAAAGCAGAGCAUUCUGGGGGGCAUGGUCGACACAUUUGUGGAUAAGAAGACUGGGGGCACCUAUGACUUUGGGGUCCAAAGCUUUCUUAACGUGAGCAAUUCAAUGGAGUUCUUUAAGAGAUUUAACAUCUCCGUUGGAAGUGGUUCAACGGGCCCGUCUCUCAUAACCAAAUACGUGGACUUUAACACAGGGGAGAAGGUGGACUUUGAGCCACCGUCCUUCGAAGCUCAAAUCGCCGCCGUCUCGAGAUUUCUCAAAGUCAUUGAGCCAUGGGAGUCACUGCUGCGCCCAGGCUACUGGAACUUUCCGAAGCCUAGCCAAAUCCCCGAUGAUCUUCUCAUCCCGUUUGGACAAUUCCUGACAAAGUAUAACCUCGAAGAGGGUGCGCCAAUCAUCUACUCCACCACUGGACUUGGGGUUGGCAAUAUGAGUGAAGUCGCCACCAUGUUUGCCCUGCAAAGCUUUGGCUGGGACAUGGCGCGCGGGCUAACAGGCGAAAUGGGAUUGUAUGUGCCCACCUCCGGUGGAAUCCAGUCUCUCUACAAUGCCAUUGCGACGGACUUGGGGGACGAUGUCUUUUAUUCAAGUACGGUGAUUGAGACGCGCCGAACCAACUGGGGGGUAUUUUUGACGGUGCGCAGUCACAAAACUGGCAAGGUCAGUGUCAUUGUCGCCCGUCGGCUCCUCGUGGCCAUUGAGCCUACGAAAGAAAAUAUGGCCGCAUUGGAUCUCAGCCCGUAUGAGCAAGAGACACUGUCAAAAUUCACUUACUCAAACGAGUUCACCGGUCUUGUCGACAAUCCCGUGUUUAACAAAAGCUAUUCGUAUUUCAACUUGCCAUCCACUGCGGCUCCAGAUCAUUAUCUUGUUUUCCAAGAAGAACCAGCAACGGUGAGUUUCGCUUACUCUGGUCUGGGGCACUUAUUCCGAGUGAUGAUUAUUGGCAACAAUACUUCCACCGAUGUUGAGGCCAAACACUUGGCGCAGACGAGCUUUAAUACCCUGUUGAACUCUGGUCAUUUGUCAGGCUCCAUUCAAAACCAAAGACUCAACUGGGCAGCAUUUUCUACACAUGGCCCCAUGCAUGCCCGUGUAUCAGUUGCGGAAGUCAAGGCGGGGUUUUAUCAGGAUCUUUAUAAACUACAGGGUUCUCGGUGCACAUGGUGGACAGGAGGUGCCUUUGCAGUGAACUUCCAGACGAAGCUGUGGGAGUUCGAUGAAGUCCUCAUUCCGAAACUUCUCGAAGGUCUUUGA